AUGCAUGAGGAUGACCAUGAUGCGAGUUUUAAAGUCCGCCGAAACGGCAAAAUCUUCUACAUUCAAAUCUCACCUUCGCACUUUGUCGACUCACCUGUCAUGACACAAAAAUACCUAGUAUACCUCGAGGUUCUCCGAUCUGGGGAAGAAGUUAUAGAUGACAUAUACGACACCGAUGUCUUUGAGUGGGUUAUGACGCCGUUCGAGGCACUGCUUGUUGAACUCGCUCCUCCGCCGCCGGGCGACCCAAAGCAGACUCAAAUCUCUCUACAACAGCAUCUUUUCCCCGAAGUUUUCGUCUUUGACCUCGACAUCAUCAAUGAAAAGCCAUGUCCACGACGCAUCUUGAGCCAAACCCCGCCCUUUCGUCCGUCUUUCUGCCUCUUUGACGAGCCAUUCCUCGACGAGCUAGAAGAGUGGACACAUUUCUACGACCCUGCUGCGAUCAUCCUUAGCUUCACAGACCCAGAGGACGCACUCUUCAAACAACCCAGAAAAGUCCUCAUUGACGACGGACAAGUUGAGUGCUUCUUCAAGCCUUGCCACUCCAGCACCCAAGCUACACGAGAGCUCAAGAGUUACAAGGCCAUCCUUGCAGCUGGACUCUACGACGGCCAGUUGAAUCUGUGUCGCAUGCACGGCGUCGUUAUGGAUGACCACGAUUUUAUCCUUGGCAUUCUGCUGACCUAUGUUGACGGUGCCAAUUGCCCCUUAUCUGCGAGAGUCGACCCGGAAGACCCUGACGACCCUCCCAUGAGUGUGAGAAGGAAGUGGAUUCGGCAACUAGACCUCACGCUGUCCAGUCUUCAUAAAGCAGGCAUAGUCUGGGGUGAUGUCAAGGCGGAAAACGUUUUGAUCGAUGAGAGUAACAAUGCUUUGGUUACUGAUUUUGGAGGUGGCUAUACUCAAGGUUGGGUGGACAAGGCGUUGGCCGAAACGAUCGAGGGGGAUACAAUGGGCAUGGCCAAAAUACGGAAGCUUCUUUUUCCUUGCGAGACUGAAUCAUGA
This is a messenger RNA of Cordyceps militaris CM01, 1008 nucleotides long. Its product is annotated as Protein kinase-like domain. Gene Ontology annotation, molecular function: protein kinase activity; ATP binding. The coding region runs from base 1 to 1008 and encodes 335 amino acids. Lineage: Eukaryota; Fungi; Ascomycota; Sordariomycetes; Hypocreales; Cordycipitaceae. Gene Ontology annotation, biological process: protein phosphorylation. The record is from RefSeq and is a predicted model, not a curated record. The transcript has a single exon.